UAAUGAAUGGAAACACGUCGUAGCCAAGAAAGUUGAGCAGAGCAACUCUGAAACUAGCUGGUCUGCGUUUGGAAAUCUAUUUUAAAGUAAUGGAUUGGAAAUUAGAAACUACUUUCUUUUGGAAAAGAAAGCAGCUGCACUUUGAUUGUUACUUUUAAAAGUUUUUUUUUUUUUUUUGAAGGGAAACUACAGUGGAGCUCACUGUAAACCUAAACGCGCUCAGUAAAAUCAGUGUAAAUGGCAUUUUGGGACAGUGAUAGGAGACUACUGCACUAUCAGAGGCUUGUCUGUGGAUUUCUUGGAUUAAUCCUUUAAUGAAACUAUUGGAAUAUUUUUGUUUUGCUUGGAUUUAUCAUCACUGGAAAUAAGAAACUGAAGGAUUCAAGCUGAGGAUAAACAGCCACAUCUGUGAGUGAGGAGGGAAAAAUGGGUAAUAUAGAGAGUGUGGACGGCCAGUCUGAGAUGAAGCAUCACAUCAUGCCUCUGAAGGUCCCCAUGCCUGACUCCAACGAGCUGGAGGAGAAGUUUGCCAUCGUUUUGAGUUCUAUGAACCUGCCUCCGGACAAAGCGCGGCUGCUCAGACAGUAUGACAACGAGAAGAAGUGGGACCUGAUCUGCGACCAGGAGAGAUUUCAGGUGAAGAAUCCGCCUCACACCUACAUCCAGAAGCUACGAGGAUACUUAGACCCUGGAGUCACUCGAAAGAAGUUUCGCAGACGUGUGCAGGAAUCUACAAAAGUCUUGAGGGAGCUGGAGAUCUCACUGAGGACAAACCACAUUGGGUGGGUCAGGGAGUUCCUCAAUGAUGAGAACAGAGGCCUUGACGUCCUGGUGGAGUACCUCUCCUUCGCACAGUGUGCUGUCAUGUUGGAUUUUGAGGGGCUGGAGAAUGGGGAGGAUGGCUUCUUGGAUAAGGCUAAAUCUUGGAGCAGGUCCAUAGAGGAUCUGCACCAUUCCAGCACCCAACCCUUCUGCAACACACUGGUGCGCUCUGCCCGCCAGUCUGUCCUCCGCAAUGGCACAGUUUCCAACAGCAAAACCAUCAAGAACUCCCGCCUCGUGAGCCAAAAAGACGACGUGCAUGUGUGCAUCAUGUGCUUGAGAGCAAUCAUGAAUUACCAGUAUGGCUUCAAUAUGGUCAUGUCUCACGCACACGCAGUCAACGAAAUUGCUCUCAGCUUGAACAAUAAGAACUCACGGACAAAAGCCUUGGUCCUUGAGCUGCUGGCUGCCGUCUGUCUGGUCCGAGGAGGUCACGAGAUCAUCCUCUCAGCAUUUGACAACUUCAAAGAGGUGUGUAAGGAGAAGCAGCGCUUUGAGAGACUGAUGGAUUACUUCCGCUGUGAGGAGGGAAACAUCGACUACAUGGUUGCUUGCAUGCAGUUCAUCAACAUUGUGGUCCACUCGGUUGAGGACAUGAACUUCAGAGUCCAUCUGCAGUAUGAAUUCACCAAGCUGGGACUGGAUGAUUACCUGGAGAAAUGUAAACACACGGAGAGCGACAAGCUGUCGGUGCAGAUCCAGGCCUACCUGGAUAACGUGUUUGACGUGGGUGGUCUGCUGGAAGACGCGGAGACGAAGAAUGCAGCUCUGGAGAAGGUGGAUGAACUGGAGGAGCACCUGUCUCAUGUGACGGAGAAGCUGCUGGAGAUUGAGAAUGACACAAUGAUGAAAGUAGCUGAUCUUGAGAAGCUGCUCCUUCAGAAAGAUAAGGACCUGCAUGCAAUACGGGAGACGUACGAGUCGACCAACACCCAGGUCACCACCCUGAGGAGGGUGAUCAAGGAGAAGGAUGCCGCCUACCAGAGACACUUCAACAUCGAGAGGCGUCUGCUGGAGCUCGAGCAGCAAGGCACCAUCCGUUUGCACAAGAAGGCCGAUGGAGACAUCGCCAUCGAGCCGCUGGUUGUCGGGGGCGGGAGUGGAGUUGGGAUUAGUGGCCUUGGGAUCCCACUGGGUGACAUCAGGCAGCUGUCUUUGGGUUCAACAGCUGGGUUGACCGAACCAGGAGGACCAGACACCAGUUUACCACCAGCCAGUGAAGCCCCUCCACCCCCUCCUCCACCUCCUCCGCCUCCUCCUCCUCUCCCCUCUGUCUCAGGCCACGGUGUACUAAUCCCACCGCCACCUCCUCUCGCUCCACCUCUGCCAGGGGCUUCUCCGUCAGUUUUCCUCAGUGUGGGUCUCUCAGCUAUCAGGAUAAAGAAGCCCAUCAAGACCAAGUUCCGCCUGCCUGUGUUUAACUGGACGGCCUUGAAGCCCAAUCAGAUCAACGGCACCGUCUUCAACGAGAUUGAUGAUGAACGCGUGCUAGAGGAGCUGGAUCUGGAAAGGUUUGAGGAGCUGUUUAAGACCAGAGCCCAGGGUCCAAUUGUGGAUUUCUGCUGCACAAAGAGCAAAGUAGCUCAGAAGGCGGUAAACAAAGUCUCCCUUCUGGACUCCAACCGCUCCAAGAACUUAGCCAUCACACUGCGAAAGGCUAACAAGAGCACAGAAGAGAUCUGCAAAGCAAUAGAGAAGUUUGACCUCAAGGCCUUACCCGUCGACUUUGUGGAGUGCCUGAUGCGUUUCCUGCCCACGGAGGGCGAGGUGAAGGUGAUGCGUCAGUACGAGCGUGAGCGGCGUCCACUGGACCAGCUAACGGAGGAAGAUCGCUUUAUGUUGUUUUUCAGCAAGAUCGAGAGGCUCACGCAGAGAAUGAACAUCAUCACCUUUGUUGGGAACUUUUCUGACAACAUCAACAUGCUCACGCCGCAGCUCAACGCAGUCAUCGCUGCUUCUGCCUCAGUGAAAUCUGCACCAAAGUUGAAAAGAGUGCUCGAGAUCAUUUUAGCCUUGGGGAACUACAUGAACAGCAGCAAGCGAGGCUGCGUUUAUGGCUUCAAAUUACAAAGUCUUGAUCUGCUGCUGGACACUAAGUCUACAGACAGGAAGAUGACGUUGCUCCACUACAUAGCUCUCAUUUUGAAAGAGAAGUACCCUGAACUGGCCAACUUCUACAACGAACUGCACUUUGUGGAUAAAGCUGCAGCAGUUUCUCUGGAAAAUGUGCUGUUGGAUGUUCGAGAGCUGGGGAAAGGCAUGGACCUGAUCCGGAGAGAGUGCAGCCUCCAUGACCAUUCGGUCUUGAAAGGCUUCGUCCAGGCCAGUGACACACAGCUGGACAAGCUGCAGAAGGACGCCAAGACAGCAGAGGAAGCCUUCAACAAUGUGGUGAACUACUUCGGAGAGAGCGCCAAGACGACGCCGCCCUCGGUGUUCUUCCCCGUGUUUGUGCGCUUCAUCAGGGCCUACAAGGAUGCGACGGAACAAAACGAACAGAGGAAAAAGCAGGAGGAAGCAAUGAGAGAAAAGUUACUGGCUCAGGAGGCUAAACAGCAUGACCCCAAGGUCCAGGCACAGAAGAAGAAGCAGCAGCAGCACGAGCUGAUCACAGAGCUGCGCAAGCGGCAAGCCAAAGACCACCGACCCGUGUACGAGGGCAAGGAUGGCACUAUUGAAGACAUCAUCACAGUACUGAAGAGCGUGCCCUUCACAGCCCGCACUGCUAAACGCGGCUCACGGUUCUUCUGUGAAGCCAACCUCUGUGACGACGCCAACUGCUAGCCCUUCCCCCCUAAUGCCAAGGUUGUCCAGAUCUCCGAAACCAGCCUUUCCUACGAGCUGACGCGUUGAUCCGGAGCGGUUGGAAGAGACCCUAAACCACUUAUUCGUCACUUAUACUCCCCUCCCCACUAUAACCUCCCUCCCUGUGUCCCGAUGGUCUAUCUCAACCCUGAGGCUGCAGAUCACAAAGACUGAACGGAGGGACAGGACAGAGCCCCUUGUUAUAGCUGGGUAAUUUAUUUAUUUAUGGAGGCUCUUUUACAGCCACUUAAAGUGAGCGACAUCAUUACAGAAGCACAAUGGGUUACUCGUGUCUCACUGCAAACACAAGACUUUCCCUGCUUUGCUGCCACGGAGAAGCAGACCAGUCGGGAGGAUGACUACAAAACAGGUGAGGUGAGUUGAGGGACUGGUGGACCACAAAGCAGGAAGAACUUUGCUUUCACUAACAAAGUGCCUGGCAACAUGUGGAUCUUAUUCCCCAAGACCAUUAAUUUCCUCAGAUUAUGCAGUCGUAGCAGGACUUAGACUGGGAGUCAGCCAAGGGAAGAUGCCAACUCUGCUGCUGGGAUGUUUGCCUUGAAGAGACUUUGCAAAACAUCCCUCCAAAUAACAGAGAAGCUUCGAUGUUAUAAUGAGACAUUUGGGGACUUUAAGCCAAGUCAGCACAUUCAAUCAAGACUUAUUAUUGACAAUUUAGAUAUCAAUCGCAUGUAUCUGAGAGGAAUGAACAUUGAUUCUACUGGUUCUUUUGUGAACAAGCUAGCCAAACCAAAAUUCAUCCGAUGUCUCAUGUUUUGCUUAAAGAAGUGCCUUUUUUUUUGUGUAAACAGUGUUAUAUUUCUCACGAGUCAGCCAUAAUUUGUUUAUUUUGCAUCUUUCAUUUUUUAAAGAUUGUAUUUUUUACUGCCUUGUUCUAUAACAUUAGUCUUAUAAUACUGACAACAAUAUGCAGAAGUUACAAUUUGCAGCUUUAAAGUCAUGCUAGAAGGUAAGAGGGAAUAAUGAUUUUAAGAUUACUCUUGUAUUUACCUCUUUAGUACAUCAAUGUCUUUACGUGAUUGACAUUUCUUUGUGCCUUGUCCAAGUAGUUCUUAAAAACUGAAUGUUAUAUGCCUUGACGACACUUUCUGUCACACUUUAAGUGACAUUUGGGAAGUGACAAAUGAAUGAAGAAGCUUCCACAUGGACUGCUGAUUAAGGGCCCAGAUGAUAACCUGCUAUAGAUGUGGUGAUGGAUGAAGGACGUUUCCAUUCCUAUGAGGUCUUAAGUUUUAAGCUUUUUUUUUUUUUUUUAUAAUAAUAGAGAUGAUGCGUGCCUCCUAACAUCUGUUUAAACUUACAUGACAUUGGCACAAAGGGAGUGAUACAUCUUUACACUACUUAAUUUGGCUCAAGAUUGUAUGAGACACUAUUCUUUAAAGUUGACAUUUAUAUUAAUGUACAUUCAAAUCAAGAAAUUUUACUUUUUAGAAGAAAUGAUCCAUGAUAUUGACUGAAAGAUGACUCUUCCUGUUUAAUAAAUAAGAGGAAUUAUGUAA
Molecule: messenger RNA, 5147 nt
Organism: Sebastes umbrosus (honeycomb rockfish)
Lineage: Eukaryota; Metazoa; Chordata; Actinopteri; Perciformes; Sebastidae
Gene: fmnl3
Product: formin-like 3
Exons: 26
Coding region: 427-3606 (1059 amino acids)
Biological process (GO): regulation of cell shape; cortical actin cytoskeleton organization; cell migration
Cellular component (GO): cytosol
Molecular function (GO): actin filament binding; small GTPase binding
Source: RefSeq, a predicted model, not a curated record